CAUCCACAGCUUCAAGUGGUCCUACACGCAAGAAGACGACGACAAGAGGUGUGCAAAGUCUCGCGUGUCGUUGUGGCGCUUGUUGCGCGAGGUGGCUUAUACAGCAGUGCGUGAAACCGUUUCGCAGGCAGCUGAGGAUAAUACACUACAGGUGGGCCUGCAGAUACAAGUACGGGCCGUGCCUCAUUGAGGCGAGGCACGCCUUCGACAGUUACAAGUCGCCGCAGACGACAUCGAAGCCGAUCCUCUUGGAGCACCAGUUCACCGUGUUCUGCACCGUCAUCGAGGACGGCGAUGAAGUAGAGUGGACGGUGCUUCGCACGCGCCUCGAGCAGGUGAGCGAUGGCGUCGAGCGCAGGAACAUCAUCCUCGCCCUCGGAUGCACUAGGGACAGAAGCCGGCUCCAUAGAUACUUCGAGGAGUUCUCGGCUCCCUCUAUGAGGAUGGUGCCCAUUUUGUUCACAGAGGCAGCGAAACGCGGUACCUUUUGGAGGUUGCGGACUACCGAAUACAUCCUCGCCAACUGGGAAGAGCUGAAAACAACGUAUCCGCGCCACUUUCUAAGCAUACUCACGGCCGUCUUCAAGUACGUUUCCAGCAAUGAAGAGCUCUUAGAGGUAAACAAACUGCUGAGGCGGAACCACUGGUCUUUGCUACGGUACAAUGCGGCUUUCGAGAGCAUCGAUCAGGCAGCCAAGAAGAACAUACAGUGGGUGGCUUCUCACUACGCCGAAGUGGCCCACUGGCUCAAGCGCGACGUCGCCGAAUUCAUACUCGACGACCAAGUCUUGCAUGGCAACGCUACGCUCAGCGAUUUGGGCAACGACACCAAGAACGACGACGAGGCCGACAGUCUCGACAUUGGAGCCAGUGAAGCUUUCGAAGCCUGCGGGAUUCUCGACCACCAGGUUACCAAUAGCGCCAUCGCCAAAGAAAACAACUCCGACUUGGACUCUGACGUCGCGGGCCUCAGAGACACAGUGCUCAACCGUGGUCACAGCGACCGUGUUGGAGACUCUGCGGGCACUGCUACAAGGGUGAGAGAUUUCAGUGACACGUUCCGCGCCAAACAUAACACUGACAGUCACGCGGUCUCCGCCACUGCUGCCAGUACAGGAAUGAGCGAGAGCCACAACCGAAGUAUCGAAGCAAGCUAUCUCGAAGCCGUCGACAGACACCAGCGCGUGGGGAAUAACGCGGAUGAAAGUGCUGUCGUCAAAGUGCCUCUAGUAACCGGAGAAAGUCCGCCAAAGGAGACUGACCCGUUUGAAGCGGCCUCGCGAAGCUAUUCGAGCCAAAGCCAGGAAAGUAACGCCAAGAAGAGUGCGACGAGAGGCGCUGACACCACAUUCAGUUCGUCUGUUUUCUCGCGAGUGAGUACGGCUGAAAUGGCCGAGAGGAACGCAAACUUUGAUGCUGCAAUAUUCAAGGAUUCGGAGCAAAGCGCCCGACUCAGCCAAUACGUUAAGGACGAAGACUAUACAGACACUAGCGUAACCAUAAAUGAUUUCGACUACAUACUCAUCACCAAACACUACCGAGACAGUCACAAUGCUUUAAAUGUAGCUAAACGUGCAGGGUCGAGCGAAAACCUUAAUGCCAGCCGUGAAAAUAAGAGGAUGACAGAGAGGGCUGCAAGUUUUUUCACCGGCACGCAUAGACACGAACGUGCUGUCAAGAAUGGCAGUGCCGGAGUAGACGUCAAAAUGGCUAAAGCAACCAUCAACUACAACAUUGAUAAAGGCAAAAAAGGCAGGGCUUUAAGUCAUUUUUCUACCAUCCACAGAGGCAACACCGUCCUUGAAAACUUAUUUGCCGAAGAAAAUCGUGAACAGAAUAGCAGAGUUUUAAAAACGUUGCAUAGCGCUCCUUUCAAUGACCAAAAAAGUAAGAACAAAGCGAACAUUGAAAGGAAUGGUGAUGCUAAAAAGAGUCCAUCUGUUUAUCUGAUGAAUGCACCCAAAACUGAGGCUGAGGUAGCCUUAAACACAGAUAGCAGAUGUUUUAAUUCGAAUUCUGGCAGCUGCAAGAGAGAACGCCAACGCGCCAGCAAUAACUCCCGCGUGAAUGGUGGUGCCAAAUCCUUCAAGGCUGAAGAAUGGAAUACCACGAAGACCAACGAAGACGGCAGAAACUCCACGUUUCUUCCUGUUUACUUUAAUUCUUAUGGCAUAAACGUUGAUGACAAUGUAAAUGAACUCAAAGAUUAUUCACAUUUCACCACUAGUGCUGGUUUCUCUCCUAGUAUUGUUUUGCUGGUUAGAGGCAACACCUCGGGGGUCGCCGUUGAGCACGUCAACAAAGUGGAAAACUGCACUGUAAGGACCACGCAUAGGACCUCUGAAGACAGUACGAAAAAAUUCGACGAAGCGUCCAGCAGUGCUUUGACUAACAAACGACGAAUGGCUCCGAGUAUGACCCCGUUUACCAACAGCCACGAGAAGAUUCCAAGGGCCCCUAGCUCAUUGACCGAGCGAAUUACUGCAAGCACAAAAGAAAGUGGUGACGUGCGGUUUACUCCCAACAAUGAGGCCAACAGCGGUAUAAACAUCAGGGACACUCACAACGACGUCAACGGACCUGCAAAUGCAACGAAAGUUGCGGGCGCAGCCACGAUCUCGAUUAUCAAAAAGAUCACAGAUGCCAAAAACGCUACCAAAGAUUCCAGUUCCGCCAUCGUGUCUUCGACCGAUUUCACCAAACCGUCAAAAUCUCCCUAUGCAAGCCGUGUCACUGAAGAUGUUGAAAAACAUAGUGCCAAGAACAUAGUGCCAAGAUCAUGA
Dermacentor andersoni is the source of this 2783-nucleotide messenger RNA. RefSeq lists its product as uncharacterized. NCBI's taxonomy places the organism in Eukaryota, Metazoa, Arthropoda, Arachnida, Ixodida, Ixodidae. The record is from RefSeq and is a predicted model, not a curated record.